AUGGCACAAAAGAAACAAACUUCUAUUUCGUAUUUUAUGAAAAUAUCGAACUGUCGUAGUCAACCCGAUUCUAAGCAGGACAUUUCCUCAUGUAUUACGUCUGAAUUAGAAGAUACGUCACAUUCAUUAUCAUCCCCGUCCAAAAAGCGAGCACAUUCUUCUAUGAUUUCUUCAAUUAAAAAUACAGAUGAUUCAACCCCAAUAUCAGAUCUCGUCUCAAAAUCUAUUGUUGCUGAUUCUACUAAUUUUAUGAAUGUAUAUGAUAUAGGAUUUUAUAUAAACCGUACAUUAUCACAAAAUGAAAUAUCUGAUAUUAUGAAUAAUCUAUGGGUGCCAGAUAUCAACUACAAAUUUCCAAUAAAAAUGUAUAUGAAAAAAAACAAGCAAAUAAAUUUAAAGUUUCAAUAUUCGUGGCUUCUGAAGUAUCCAUGGCUAUGUUAUUCCGAAAAAGCUUUUUGUAAAUUUUGUGUAGCAUUCGUUAAGUCUGGUGUUGGAUAUAACUCAAAAAAGCCAAAUUCUUUUGUAGUGACUAAAUUCGAUAACUGGAGGAAAGCACUGGAAGGAUUUCAAAACCAUAGUAUGAAAAAUCGCGAACUUUUAACUCCGAUAAUCGAAGCAAUCAUUUUAUGUGGCAGGCAGAAUAUAGCAAUUAGAGGACACAGAGAUUCCGGUAAAUUAAUGAUCGACCAAACUGAUGACGAAUAUGAAAACAAUGAAGGGAAUUUUCGGGAAAUUUUACGGUAUAGGGCUCGAGGUGAUGAGCAGCUUAAAUUAUUUUUAGAAAGUAAUGGACAUUUAAAAUACACAAGUGCGACGAUUCAAAACGAAAUCAUCGAAUCGUGUAACCAAAUUUUAUUGAAACGAAUUGUGAGUAGAGUGAACUCUGCUCAAUGUUUUUCAAUACUCGCCGAUGAAACAGCUGACAUUGCGAACAUCGAACAAGUAGCAUUGUGUGCAAGAUACUUCGAUAAAAAAAAUAUGAUAUUAAAAGAAGAGUUUAUUCAAUUUAUACCUACGUUUGAUACGACCGGAAAAGGUUUAGCAUCAUUAAUGUUAGAAAGCUUGCACAAUUUUGGUAUAGAAACAAAGUACAUGCGAGGACAAGGUUAUGACGGCGCGGCAGCAAUGUCAGGAGAAUUUAACGGCGUUCAAGCCAUAAUUCGUAAGACUCAUUCUCAAGCUCUUUAUGUGCAUUGUUCCGCACAUGUCCUUAACUUAGCUGUUUCAAACUCCUGCAAAGUACAGGAAAUAAGAAAUUGUUUGGGGACCAUUUCUAAAGCUCGGGAUUUUUUCAAUUUUCCUAAAAGAAAAGAUGUUUUAAAAACUCAAAUUGAAAAUAGUGAUGAAAAAAUCUCAAAAAAUCAUUAA
Macrosiphum euphorbiae (potato aphid) is the source of this 1368-nucleotide messenger RNA. NCBI's taxonomy places the organism in Eukaryota, Metazoa, Arthropoda, Insecta, Hemiptera, Aphididae. The record is from the annotation of a GenBank genome assembly.